AGCAGACAAGGGCUUCCUUCGAAGGUUGCAAUGCCCUUGUGCAGGCGCGAUCAUCCCGUUGCCGCGCCCAUCAUGCUUCAAUUGUUUACACAGGGUGCAGUGGUCUCUAUCGAGCAACAUAUAAGGCGCCAGUGCUUUCUCGAACCCAUUUCCAGCAACUAUCUGUUUUCAUUAGACAUUUCGUCAGGCUUCAUCUCAAGCCGGACCUGCUUCUUUCAUACUUUCUAGUUCUAUCGUCGUAAUUCAAGACUUCACCAUAAUGUCCCUUCUCACUCUUCAAGUUCCUUUCCCACACCCUUCCACCAUGACCAGCUACACUAAAGAGGCCGAGUCUCCGAGAGGUGAUCACAUACUGUCCAAUCAAUUGCGAAGUAUGGACAUGGACAACGUAAAAUAUGACCCCAUGGUCCAGCUACCAUCGAUCGAGCAACUUUUCGGACCCUUGGACGUGAGUCGACGUCUCUCGUCGGCUUCGUCUUCCACCACCUCUUCAUCAUCUUCGACAUCGGCAUUGGCGUCUACCUUAACCUCACCGGCUUUGACCCCAUCUGAUAUGUCUCUCAACAACUAUCAGCAGACUGCCACCCGACGACUGAAUCAGAUCGCUUGCCAGAUUGCGCCAUACUCCAAUGUCUCGAAAAGACCUCUCUCGAAGUCGGCCAGGCGAACCGCGCUCAAACAAGGAGGACCCGCCCGAGCCAGGUCGUCCGUAUCUCCAGACCGACCUAUCAAGAAUAUCAUCAAAGCCGAUCGAGAGAAAGGAGCCCGCAAAGUCCAAUGCUCUUCCCUAUCAAAGCUUCAGAAUGCGCUACUGUUCAUCAAGCCGGAGCUUCCACAUACUGCCCAUGGUCAAGGGUGGAAGCUACUGAAGUCCAACAACAUCAAUUGGGACAUAGAAAACGCACUUCGACACAGGAAGAAUGAUGUGCUCGACUCCAGCACAUACAUGAUCUUACAGCAGCACCAUCUCCUUCUUCAAAUAGUUCAACAUCUCCACCAAACCGGUGAUGCAUCUGCUGCCAGCCACUUCUCUACACUCAUCGAUCAUUUGUGCACAGAGAAAUUCCCCGAGCUCCCGCCAGCGUUCACUGCGAACCUUUAGUUCCAGGCUCGCUGCUUCCUCUUGUCUUAUCAUGCGAUGUUUACGA
Messenger RNA from Aaosphaeria arxii CBS 175.79, 1148 nucleotides. RefSeq lists its product as uncharacterized. The transcript is spliced from 2 exons. NCBI's taxonomy places the organism in Eukaryota, Fungi, Ascomycota, Dothideomycetes, Pleosporales. The coding region runs from base 260 to 1102 and encodes 280 amino acids. The record is from RefSeq and is a predicted model, not a curated record.